CACUGCUGAGUCCGUACCGUCAUCACCUAUGCCCUCCGCCCGCUAUACGUCGCUUUUGAGCGGCCUGCCCAGGAGGAUACCACCAUGGAGCCAGAUACAGCUGUCGCACCGACUGAUGGGAGGAGCGAUCCUCGUGUUGAUGCUUCUUGUCUUGUUUCUCGGACACGAACGGUAUGAGCACUCGGGCUAUAGGCCACCGCCGUAUGGAGGAGAUCGGCCCCCACCGCCUCAUGGGCCCAGUAGACCUGUCCCGGGAACAACGCUCUCCCUUGCAGAGCGGAUCGCACUCAGCGAGAACCUGUACCAAGUCGUACUGGACGAUCGGCACGAAUUCAUCAACAGCCUUGGCGGACCGUCACACAUAGCGGCGUCUGGAGGCAGCUACUGGGUGCUGUGGGACUUCUUCCUGCCCUCUUUCGACUGUCAACAUUAUGUGGAACGGAUUGGACGACUGGGCGAUGGCGGAAAGUGGAUCUGCGGCAUGGAUCUGAUCGCGGACAAAGCGAGCCCUGUGAUCUACAGCUUUGGUGUGUCGGAUGACUCGUCGUUCGAGGCUGCGCUGCUUGAACGUGCCCCUCGUGCCCAGGUCUACGGGUACGACUACAGCGUCAACUCUUGGGGACCUCAGAUCGAGAACAACCCUGAGCUGAAAGGGCGUGCUCAUUUUCACAAAUGGGCUGUGGGACCUAAGGAUUCCCAUGGUCCGGAGGCCGAUCCGAACUUCCAGGUCUACACGCUCGACACGCUCAUGAAGCUGAACGAACACACCUGGAUCGAUAUCUUGAAGAUUGACGUCGAAGGUGCCGAGUUCGACGUGCUCCGUGGUUUCUGCAACUAUUAUAUGGAGCGUGGUCUUCCCCUGCCCUUUGGCCAGCUUCAGGUCGAAAUCCACGCCUGGGACUCCAAGAUGAGCUUCGCGACGUUCCUUGAGUGGUUCGAGCUGCUCGAGAGUGCCGGUCUCCGUCCGUUCCGCGCUGAGCCAAAUCUGGUCUACGUCAAUAUACUCAACGCCAAAGCUACGCUUUCUGAGUACGCGUUUGUGAAUAUCCGGGGUGGGCAUGAGUUGAUCACUGACGCAUAACCCGGGCUUUGUCAUUGGUUACGGCAUUUAUGUUUUCCGUUUCGACAGCAUAGCAGAAUACACUUGUAGUCUACCAAACCUUGGAUACAUCAUAGCGAGCACUGGAAUGGGAAUAUUCCGAUAUAUGUAUAAUGACAGGUGAAAUGUGCUGGCUCUCAGGCCGAAUUUGUUUUCUGGCUGAAC
This is a messenger RNA of Dacryopinax primogenitus, 1264 nucleotides long. RefSeq lists its product as uncharacterized. Lineage: Eukaryota; Fungi; Basidiomycota; Dacrymycetes; Dacrymycetales; Dacrymycetaceae. The coding region runs from base 29 to 1081 and encodes 350 amino acids. The record is from RefSeq and is a predicted model, not a curated record. The transcript has 6 exons.